This is a messenger RNA of Ceratina calcarata, 4142 nucleotides long. RefSeq lists its product as uncharacterized. The transcript has 13 exons. The coding region runs from base 97 to 4062 and encodes 1321 amino acids. Lineage: Eukaryota; Metazoa; Arthropoda; Insecta; Hymenoptera; Apidae. Gene Ontology annotation, cellular component: intercellular bridge; midbody; kinetochore. Gene Ontology annotation, biological process: protein phosphorylation; mitotic sister chromatid separation; male meiotic nuclear division. The record is from RefSeq and is a predicted model, not a curated record. Gene Ontology annotation, molecular function: ATP binding; protein kinase activity.
CUCUCGUUCCGGGUGCUAGUGAUCGGCGUCGCGACGCUCGCCUGUCGGAUCAAAGAGUUUUAUCUAAGAACCGUGAUCCGAUGCGCCACGUGCGCGAUGGGAAUGAUGGGAAUGUUCAAAUGGCUCAGAAAAGAUAACGUGCAAAGGGAUCGAAGUGGAUGGAACUCGGCGCAAAAACAAUGCGGCCUAAAUAAUGAAUCGUACCGCAAUGCUCUUCAGGCUUUCAUAGAUCGCAGACGGCCUUCCGACGACACGCAGAUCGAAGCACCAUGCAGUCCCGACAAGUCGAGAGCCGAUUAUCUAGCGAAGAAUAAUAAUAACAAAUGCGAUAAUGAGAGAAAGUCGCGAGAAUCAAAGUUGACCGCAACCGGUUUGCCGCAUAUAGCACCCUCCGAGAUUUUUGAAAUCGGAUGGGUAGCGGGCACGGAGGACCGAUAUCUCGAGCUGAUUUUUGCCGAGUGGCAGAACACUCGAGUCUCAUUGAAGAGGCACUCACAUCCGGAAUGCAAAGACGCUGUCAAAGCGGAUUUAGAUGUACUUUCGGAAGUUCGACACCCUAACGUGUUACUGUUGAUGGCCAGCACUUUCACCGACGAACAUGGUUUAAUUUCGAUCUUCGAAUCUAUCGACUGUACUCUUUAUCAUUAUAUACACGACCAGGGUGAACGAAUACCCAUACAAGGCAUCGCAAAGUGCGGAGGAAGACUAUCCGAUGCGUUAAGACAUGCUCACAUGCGCGGGUACGUGCAUACUGCCAUCAGCUCGCAUUGCGUCUAUCUGGCUUCUAAUGGUCUAGUAAAACUCGGCGGAUGGGAACUGGCCAUGCACAUCGACAGUCCGAAACCGGACAGAGAAUACGAGGAACGGCUACGGACCGAGAUUUACCGCUGGCAAGCGCCAGAACUUUUUGUCAGAUACGAGCCACACACAGAAAGCGACGUGUACGGUUUGACAUUAUUGAUUUGGGAGAUGUGUACAAUGCACGUACCAUGGAGCGGGUAUAGCAAAGCAGACGUGGAAAGGCAGUAUUCGCAUUGGAAACGUGGUGUUAUCACCGAUUUAUACGAUUUUCCACCGUUGCUGCAUAAUCUGUUAGACGCUGGAUUACAAUUAGAUUUUAAUAAAAGGACAUUAGACAUGAACAGGAUGCGUAGAUUUCUCCAAAGACUAGAGAUGCAAUAUGAGGAUGAGGAUCCGGUAUAUGUUGAUCAGUCUGUAAAUAAUAAUAAUAAUAACGAAACCGGAAAGACUUGCGCCUUGCCAGAGACGAAAUCUCCGAAAAAUAAACCUUUGAAAUUGACCAAAAGUCUCUCGGCUAAACAGCUGUCCUGUCCGACGAAAAAUACUGAAUCAUCGCUGAGGCAGUAUUUGCAUUCAAGGAAAUCAAUGCCCAAGAGAAAUGCGAAUCUAAAGGCGAUGGCACAUAUCGAGCAAAUGCUCGACGAUGAUAUUAAAUGUAACGCGAGAGAAGACCUGCAGAAGAAUAUGAACGCAAUUAGCAACAUGCAUAUUAAUUACAAGAAAACUAGAAAUCAUCCGAAUUUCAAUCAAGAGAUCUUAGAUACUGAUCAAUACGAGGAAUCUAACGCAGGAGGAAUGUUGCAACCGUGGAACAGCACUUAUAGGAAAGUCAAAGCACCGCAGGAGAUAGAAUCGAGAACGACGUCGGUAUAUUCGUCACCAUUAAUCGACUCAACAGACGAUGAAUCUUAUAAAGACGCGAGGACCAAUUUACAACAGCUGAAGAAAACACUGGCGUGCAAAAGGGAGCACUUCUUUUAUGGUAGCGACUCGUCACAUGCUUCCACGAAUUUGAGUUCGAACACGAAUAAAAUAAUCACUGAAGUAAGGAGCAAGGAUUACGAGCCACAUAAGCCAGCUAGCCAUAAAACUAGCUUCGAACCUAAAUAUAAUAAAUCUCCAAGUCAGUAUGACCCAUCUUAUACAAAGUCAACGUAUCAAGAACAUCAUAAGGUUCCCUAUUUACACACGCCUGACAGUAUCAGAGGCGCGAUAGUGCGAUCGCGCGUAUUAAAUUCUGAUCCUCAAAGCUUUUUCGAAACUUCAUUAUGGCGGAAAGAGAAGUUGAUUUGCCUAUCGAAAAUGCGGAAGACUUGUGCCAAUGAAUCCUAUCUCGUACAACACCCGGAUGAUAACGAUACCGGUUCUACUGAGACUAUUGCAAAAAGCCCAGAACCAGCAGAAUCGGUGUCUGUUAGUAGUGAUAACACCUACGUUAUAAGGAGGCAGUCGGAUGGAGAUAGUCAAGAAGGGUUUACACAAGUGUCUAAAAAUACAAAGGAAUCGCCUGUACCCGAUGACUCUCAGAAUGAACCAUUACAAGUUUUAAAAGAUGCUUUAGACCGUGCUACGGAAAUUGUACGCACCGUUUCGCCUAGCAUCGAGUCCUGUACAUCUCCAUCUCCAUCAUUUAAAUGUGACGAGAAUUUCGAAGAACGAAUAGAAGAUAAUGAAGCGAAUAGGUCCGUCUUCGAAGAGCUGUACAAUUUACAUACUGACAGUGACGAUACUAAAAUUGAAACAAUCGAAAGAUCAACGACAGGUAACAAGACAUUCCUGGUCGUCAAUUCUAACGAAAGCGACUUGACCAGCGACGACAUGCAGAAUGAAUCCAGUAGUAUCAUUGUCAGCGUCACCAGCUUUGAAAGAGCCGAUCAUUCACAUGACGUAUCAAGCAGCAGAAACUUCGUUUGCGAAUCGAUCGCUGAAGUAUCAAGCGAAUUGAACGUAUCGUACAAUGAUACAGUGUUACCUGAGAAGGACGAUCCCCAAUCUCCAAACGACGAAAUAAUCAGUAUUCAAGAGAAUAAUAAAGCUUCUGAGAAUGUACAGAGCGCUGCAACAAUGCGUAAGGACGUCGAGGCUCAAGUAGAAAUUAAGGAAGAGUCAAAUUUAAAUACCCCGGUAAACUCUUAUCUAAUGCUUUUAAAUGAUUCCAUGAAAAACAAAGACUGCAAAUCGUGUCAUUUAACAAGACGGCGUUCUUUGCCAGCAACGUUGAGCCAAUUGAAAUCACUUAACAACUCCACUUUAGGGAAACUACCAAUACGCAGAGGGGGCAUUCUAGAUAAUACUGUUGAAGACUUAUACAUAGACGAUGAAUUCGGUGACACUUUAAAUGUCAACAUGCUUUUGUUAAACGAAGAUUUAUCGAUUGACGAAGAUUUCUUAUCCGAGAUAUCAGAUAUACUGAAAAUGUUGAAUCGACAGUAUGCACGAGUGCUAUGGACACAAAUAUUCGAACGUAAAACUGUCUGUAACCCUUUACAAUUUAUCGGUGUACGCACACUUUAUAAUAACCAUGAAGCUGUUAUGCACUUCAUAAGAUAUUUACGUAAGCGGCAAAUCACGGUGGGUACAGAUUCACUUGAAAAGAAAUGGAACGAUACUACCGAAAGACCACCGGACAAGAUGUUCUUCAAGUUCUCUUCACCCAAGUCUUCCGACUUUUUAACAUUUCAUUGGAAAGAUUGGUGGAAACAGAAAAAAGAUGAAUUCCUGAAAUUUAUUGAAAAACGCCAGUACGAACAGUAUGUUAAAUCAGGUCCAGACAUAGCAGCAGCCAAGUUUGUCAUAGAAUUUGGUGGUAAAGUAAGAUUUAAAGGUCACGAUGAAUGGUUAGAUAAAACUAAGAAGAAGGUUAUUUCUCAAUUACCAAAGGACUACGAUGAAACAUACAUCUUGGAAGAACUGGAUUUAAAUAAAUAUCCUCUGCGAUACGAACAUCUUCAUUUCAUUUGUAAUCUGUAUUAUUUGAGAAGUCUCUCCCUUAAAGGAUGUAAAUCGAUUGAUGAUUGGGCUCUGGAUAAAUUGUCUGCAGAAUUUCCAUCGUUAGAGUAUUUAGAUAUAUCAGAGUGUGAGAAUGUGACAGAAAGAGGCAUUGAGGCAUUAUAUAGGAUGCCCAACUUAAAGAAGUUGAUUGUAACGAACUAUCAUGGAAGUGCUGCAUUUGAUUUAACAUGUUUCAUGCUGGAGGAUAUCAAUCCAUAUUUAACAUGCCUAGUUCAGCAAGCAAAGAUCAAAACUCUACCACAAAAUUAAUGUACAAAAGAAUCAUAGUAAUUGUCAAUAGACUUGUAUCACAUAUAUAGUAAAAUAUAUUAUUUUAUUUGACAAAAAUA